Molecule: messenger RNA, 516 nt
Organism: Didymodactylos carnosus
Lineage: Eukaryota; Metazoa; Rotifera; Eurotatoria; Philodinida; Philodinidae
Source: the annotation of a GenBank genome assembly
AUGCUUGCUGCUGGCCAACCCUUGCAAUUAGAGAAAAUAAUUCGAAAACCUAUUAUUUCUACUGCUUCCAUGAAAUUAAUAGAUUUAUUAGCUGAAAUGCGUAAGAGUUGUGUGCAAAUUUCAAUUGUAAUCGAUGAAUACGGUGGAACUGAUGGUAUUGUGACCAUUGAAGAUAUAAUAGAAGAGAUAGUAGGGAGAAUAGAUGAUGAGCAUAAUAAAAAAUCUGAUAAUGAUAAUUUUAGGGUUGUCACUAAAGAUACAAUUAUCUCAAAUGCUAGAGUUAAAGUGGAAGAGUUAGAAUUAGCGUUGGGGGUUGAAUUAAAAACUCCGGGUGAUGAAUUCGAUACAAUAGGGGGACUAGUUUUAGCAAAAAUAGGGAAUGUACCAGCAAUAGGUACAAAAAUUAAUAUAAGCGAUCAAGUAGAACUAGAAGUAAUAGAUGCAAAUCCUAGAAGCCUUAAGGAAGUAAAAUUAAGAUUAAACGAUGGAUCGAUUUUACCUAAUUGCCUGCUGUAG